Messenger RNA from Botrytis porri, 1725 nucleotides. RefSeq lists its product as uncharacterized. The coding region runs from base 102 to 1343 and encodes 413 amino acids. The transcript is spliced from 2 exons. The record is from RefSeq and is a predicted model, not a curated record. NCBI's taxonomy places the organism in Eukaryota, Fungi, Ascomycota, Leotiomycetes, Helotiales, Sclerotiniaceae.
GUUGAUAUAUCGUAUUGUGUUUCUUCUGUUUUUGUUAUCGUUUUGUUUUUAUCCUUGUCUCCAUAUUUAAGUCGAAAUUCUGAGCUUCUAUAAUUAAUUGAAUGCCUCGCACACGUAGUCGUCAUGCAACCCGCAUUUCCCGACGUAGUCCACCCCACGAAACACAUUCUGGGGUUGGUAUUCGUCCAAGUUUGAAGAAAAAUGAUAUUUGUGUCGGUUGUAUAGUAUGGCUUCCGUCGAAAUUGGAAUGCGAUGGUGGUUUAGUUUGUAAGCGUGGGAAAAGUUGUUGUAAUGGGAGAUGCUUGGAUGAUGAGGGGUAUAAUCAUCCGGUUGUGAUUUUGGAGCAUGAGGGAGAUAUUUGUUCUGUUGCUAUGAUGACAUCCAAACCCCGUCAAAAAUACAACCAGAAAACCCGCAUCGCCAUAUCUCAAACCCCUCAAGAUCCAGAAACCCCAGAUACUGAUUCCCAAAUGAAACUCUAUCUCGAAGCAGGAAAGAAAUUGAAACAACCAUCCUUCAUCGUCACUGAACAUAUUCACCCAAUCCCCUUCUCAACACUCCGUGCCUAUGGUUUUCACCCAGAAUCCAGAGCUUUUGAUAAGAGACUUUGUGAAAAGAGUUAUUUGGAUUUGAUUGGGGUAUUCGAUAUGGAUAAGGAUAGAGUGGAAUGGAUAGAUACUGUUGUUAUGAAGGGGAAUGAAGGAAACGCGAAUGCCGAGAGGAGAAGGGAACAGAAGGGACCGAGAGUUACAUUCAGAGAUCCAUGGGAGGAAAUCAGAGGGAACAUAAUGGCUUCGCAGCAAAGCUCCGAAGGCACCGGACGAUCUCUGGAUCAGAGAAGACUAUCCGAACCAAUCCCAUCUACAGAUUUCCCCCAUCUUCCGCAAACAACUCUACAAACACACACGGUUCCCACCACCCCAUCACCAGGAUGGUACACCUAUAGCCGUGCAACGAGUCUCGCGAACGAACGCCAAUCUCUCCUCCAGCAAUCAUAUCCAAUUCCCUCCCAUCUUCCGCCCUCUCCAUCGCCUUCCCCACCUUUGCAAACAGGACAUCAACAAUAUCAUACUAAUGUUCCAUCCUGUCCCUCACGUCCAACGCACCACGUUGCGCUUCCGUCAGUCGAAAGAUAUGAUCGUUCGCAUUGGGAUGCAAGGAUACGCAAUAGUAAUUCUCGGACUCAUGAUUUGGAGGGUGGAAGAUAUGGUGGUAGGAGCGGGAAUGGGAAUGGGAAUGGGAAUGGAGGAGAAGGGGAGAGAUAUGAGGGUGGUUUGUUUGUGCAGCUUGUGGUUGCAUUUUUGGGAUUGGGAGGAUUUGUUUGGUGGUUGUAUGGGAAGUAAUUUCUGAAUAAGAGGUCAGAGAAUAUGAGACUGUUGGAACAAAUGUGACGAUGGAUUGAAAUUUGGAAAGAAGCAAUUGAUUUAGCGAGGAAUUUUGAGGGGUAUAUGUAUUUGGGGAGUUUGGGUUUGAAUAUUUAUUGGAACUAUUUUCUUUAGCGAAUCCAAGUCGUGAAGGGGUAUGAAUAGCUACAUAUUGGAUAGUUCGAAGUAUAAUGAGUAUUGUAUAGCGUAAUAUGGCAUGUAACAUUGCACAUGGAUUCAAUUUUGGGCGCGUCAUUUGUUUUGAGUAUGUUAUAUAUUAUGUUUGGUUUUCAUACUCGUACAUAAGAAUUUUUUUCAUCCACUAGAUAGACUUCUAACAAACUCCCAGCUCACUGCAGCU